GCCGUGAGGGGACCCGGGGGGGGGCGGCGGCGCGACCCCACCCCCCCCCGCCGGUACCGGAGUGGGAUGGCCGUGACCUAACCCCGGUGCGAUGGAGCGGCCCCGGUACCGGGAGGCGGCCGGGAGCGGCCCCGGGGGGAGCGGGCCCGGGGGGGGCUCCAGCGCCGCCUGGAACGGGACCUGCGGCCACCCCCCCGCUGCCACCGGCACCACCGGCAGCGGCACCGGCACCGGCACGGCGGGCGGCGACGACGACGAGAGCGGCGAGCGCGACCCUCCUGUCACCGGCCCCGGGAGAGUCCCUGGUCCCGGGAGUGUCCCCAAUACCGGGAGUGUCCCCAAUACCGGGAGUGUCCCCAAUACCGGGAGUGUCCCUGGUCCCGGGAGUGUCCCCAACACCGGGAGUGUCCCUGGUCCCGGGAGUGUCCCCAGCCCUGAGGGUGUCCCCAAUACCGGGCGUGUCCCCGGUCCCCGGAGUGUCCCUGGUCCUCAGGGUGUCCCCAACACUGGGACAGUCCCCGGUCCUGCCAGUGUCCCCAACCCCGGCAGUGUCGCCAGCCCCGGGGGUGUCCCCAACCCCGGGAGUGUCCCCGGUGCUGGCAGUGUCCCCACUCCCAGGAGUGUCCCCAACCCUGAGGAUGUCCCCAACCCUGGGGGUGUCCCCAACCCUGGGGGUGUCCCCAACACUGGGACAGUCCCCGGUCCUGCGAGUGUCCCCAGCCCCGGGAGUGUCCCCGGUGCUGGCAGUGUCCCCACUCCCGGGAGUGUCCCCAGCCCUGAGGAUGUCCCCAACACUGGGGGUGUCCCCACUCCCAGCAGUGUCCCCAGCCCCGGCAGUGUCCCCCCGCCCGGGGGUCGCUGCGGCUGCCGGGGCCCCCCGGCCGCUCCCCCGAGCCCCUCCCGGGACCUCCCGUGCGGCCUCGGCUGCCGCCACCGGGGACCCCCGGAGGACAGCGGCGACCCCCGCAGGGCGCGGCGGCGACCGCGACAACGCCACGAGGAGGAGCGCGACGACACCGGGACGGGACACCGGGGGUCCCUGCGGGUGGCCCGGGCGGGGGUCGCGCUGUGCCUGCGCCUGCUCGGGGCUCUCCUGGCGCUGCUCUUCCUCCUCCUCCUCCUCCUCCUCGGGGCGCUCCGCUCCUUCCUCCGCGGCGCCUCCGCGGGGCUCCGCCGCUCCCGGGAGCUGCUGGGCGAGUGGCUACGGCGGCGGGCGAGCCACGGAGGUGGCGGCCAGGAGGAGGUGACACGUUUGGUGGCCAUGGCCGAGGUGGCCGAGGAGGAGCUGGACCCGUUCCGGGUGCUCGGCGUGGAGCCCACGGCCAGCGACACCGAGCUGCGGCGGGCGUACCGGAGGCUGGCGGUGCUGGUGCACCCCGACAAGAGCCGCGACCCCCGGGCGGAGGCGGCGUUCAAGGUGCUGCGGGCGGGCUGGGAGCGGGUGAGCAGCCCCGAGAGGCGGCGCGAGUACCAGGCGAAGCAGCUGGCGCAGGGGGAGCUGGCGCGGGCGCUGGGCGCGUUCCUGGGCCGGCUGCAGGAGGAGCUCAGGGACGCCAUGGACGCCAUGGGCUGCACCCGCUGCGGGGGACGCCACAGGCGGUUCCAGCUGGACAGGGACCCGCGCGGUGGCCGGUACUGUGCCACGUGCGGGGGGUGGCACGCGGCCGAAGAGGGUGACCUGUGGGCAGAGUCCAGCCUGCUCGGCCUCAAGGUCACCUACCUGGCCCGCAUGGACGGCCACAUCUACGACGUCACCGAGUGGGCGGGCUGCCAGCGCGUGGCCAUCUCCCCGGACAGCCACCGUGUCCCCUACCACCUGUCCUUCGGCGCCAGGACAGCCACGCCGGCCGGCCGCCAGCGGCCCCCCCCCCAAGGGCAGCCCCCCCUCCCCCAGCGCCCUCCAGGAUUUCCUGGCCCGCGUUUUCCAGGGGGGCCCGGGCGAGGCCGGGGGGGCCGCGGGGACCCCCCCAGGGACCCCCCCAGGGACCCCCCCCAGGCCCAGGGGGGCGCCCCCAGGGGGGACACGAAGCACAAGAGGAGGAAGAAGGGGCGGCGGCCGCUGCCGCGCUGAGGAGACCCCCGACCCCCA
This is a messenger RNA of Vidua macroura (Pin-tailed whydah), 2089 nucleotides long. RefSeq names its product DnaJ heat shock protein family (Hsp40) member C14 (gene DNAJC14). The record is from RefSeq and is a predicted model, not a curated record. The transcript is spliced from 7 exons. Bases 92 to 2071 code for a protein of 659 amino acids. Gene Ontology annotation, molecular function: dopamine receptor binding. NCBI's taxonomy places the organism in Eukaryota, Metazoa, Chordata, Aves, Passeriformes, Viduidae.